AUGUCUCAGACACCCGAAGCUGUAGCAUUCUUGUCUCACGUCGCCCAGCUGCCCAAAGGUCCUGGUGCGUUCGACGCACUGUCGGAUGUGCUGCAAGCCUCGAUCGACGAUGAAGCGGCCCUGCGCAAGUUGUUCGCAACAGAUAAGACGAACCCCCGACUGAACGAUCCACACGUCGGCCUGGUCGACGUCUUCGAUGCGCCGACGGAUAUUCGUACGACUCGGGCUCGAGUGGUGAAGAGCGAGAGCGACCUGUCAGCUAAGUUCAUCCUGCCUCUCUCAGAGGACCGUCGUCGUCAGGAAGGCGCGCCGGCGAUGGUGCAGACGUUCGACGAGUUCAAGCAGACCUGGGCGUUGUUCACAGAAGGAUCGCUGUCGCAGCUGAUAGACUGGAACAAUGUCGUGGCGGCGGGCGGUGCAGUGCAAGCGUGUUUGAAUCCUGUCCCUGCGUCCGCCAAGGUAUCGAAGAGAGCGUUGCAUAAGUACUUUCAUGACACCGCGUAUCCGACGUCGGACGUUGACCUUUUCCUAUAUGGGAUGACGACGGAAGAAGCUGAGAAGAAGAUCCAGGUGAUCUAUGAGGCCGUGCGCGACUCUGUGCCGUGGGACGUGACGUGUGUGCGCUCGAGGCAUACUGUGUCUAUCCACUCGCAAUACCCGUAUCGGGCUGUGCAGGUUGUCCUGCGUCUGUACAGGUCUCCGGCAGAGAUCCUUGCUGGGUUCGACGUAGAUGCGCCGUGCUGUGCGUACGAUGGGAGGCGUGUGUGGGCAAACCCCCGUGCGAUUGUGGCGAUGAUGCGACAGUGCAACACGGUGGACAUGACACGUCGGUCUCCGUCGUAUGAGGUGCGACUGGCCAAGUACUCCUCUCGCGACUUUGAGGUUUAUGUGCCUACUCUUCGGCGCGACGACGUGGAUCCGAUGAUCUUCGAGCGAGCGAUUUCGCGGAUUCGGGGACUCGGGCGUCUGCUUGUGCUUGAGAAGAUUAGGAAUGGGAUUGUUCGCGACAAGUAUAUCAAUGCUCGGCGUGCUCUCGGUGGACGCCCAAAUGCUCUACCUGAGCGGAGGAAGCAGAGUCAGAGGUAUAAAAGCGAUCUGAAGACGGACCUCAUCGGGCUUGAGAUGAAUGACUAUGACUCUGGGGUAUCGCACAUACCGUAUGGGCCCGGGUGGGACGCCAGGCGGAUCGAAGGGUUAGUGUACCAAACGGUGUGUAUUCUGCUUCCACCGAUCAAAUUAAACUACAAGGGGCGUCGGUUGCAUCGUCAUCCAGCUUUCUUCGGGACAACGUCAGAAUGUUUAGAGGAUUGUUGUGAGAAUUGUCCUGAGCCUGAGAACGACGAGGAGAGGCAAGUGCAAGCGAAGGAGGACGAUACAUAUGUCCGCGGUCGUGUCCAGUUCAUCGAAGAAGACCCUGGACGGCAGAGUAUUUCUGGUAGUUUCAAUCCCAUCGACGUCAGAGAGUGGGCCGAGCAAGCAUACAUUGGGACGACCGUAAGGUUCUUCAAAGCCAUCGCAUCUGGCGACAGACAGGCAGUUGCGACUAGGGUGCAGGAAGACGCUAAACAUCUUGACCGCCGCGACCAUGUCGGCCGGACGCCAUUGCAAGUAGCAGUGCUGUCGCGAGCAGUGGACAUUGCGUGUGAUCUGAUUGAGGCGGGUGCUCGACUGACACCACGGAUCGCUGGUGGGCGGACGGCGCUGCAUCUUGCAGCACGGCUGAAUCUGGCCGACGUUGGACGGAAGAUGCUAGAGCGAAGCGCGAUCAAUGCUGAGAAGGCGGAGGCCUCGAAGUCUACUGCGCCGCAGAUGGCUGGAGGCGAGACACGUACGGUGAAAGCGAAUGGCGGCGAUGAACACAAAGAGGGCGGAGAGGGCGAUGACCGCCACGACGAGAGCGAUGAGGGAUGGGUGGUCGAGGGCCGAGGCCAGGAUGUCAAGGUCGUCAAGGCUGUCAUUAGCGUUGAUGAAGUACAGACUAUAGACGAUAUGGACAACGAAGGCAAGUCAGACAUUCUGGACGUCAAUGCCGCGGACUGGGACUUCGUCUUCACGCCCAUGCAGUAUGCGAUUUAUGCGGGAUCUACUGCCGUCGUCGACGUGCUCAUCGCUCAUGGUGCCGACGUCUCCCUUGUGACUGUAGCAAACGGAUGGAACGUGCCUCAAUUUGACCAUCUGACAUUGACCGCCUUGACAAGCAAUGAGCGCAUUGGGUGCGAAAUUGCACCGAAGCUUGUUGCUGCUGGUGCCACGUCCUCGCAGGCGGACGAGAAUCUCAUGACAGUGUUCCACCGAAUUGUCCGCUCUGGCAAGGCUGAUCUCGUGCUGACGCUGCUCCGCUGCGAUCCUAGCGCGAAAGCAGUGUUAAACACGCCCUACGUUGACGAACGGGGGAACGCGGUGUAUCCUGUGGUCUCUGCCAUUGGCCCAGGGCACUACUCUGUACUGGCGGUGCUGCUUGCGUUCGGGGUGAAGCUUGUACCCAGCGAGAGCGAUUAUAACCACUUCAGAACUAUUAGAAAGCCACACUGGUACCCCGAAUACUCCGGAGACUACUUAGCAAGGGCUCGUAUGCCUCUUGAAGCGGCGGCUCGGCGUCGAGACGAUGUUGUAAGCCUACUGAUUGGUGUUGGAGUCGAAGUGAAUGUGCCUCUUGGCAUCACUAAAGGGGCCCAGUCGCAAUACGCGCCUCAUCACACGCUGCUCGAUUGGAUACAGUCUGCAACACACAAGGCAAGGGCGGUACAAAGCAAGCCCUCGGAACCCGACACGGGGGAUGCGUUGCAAGAAGCGGCUCGUUCGCUGAGCGGCCAGUCGGGAUGGAAAGGCAAAGCGGGGAAGGUUAUAUUGGCUAACGUGAAGGCCAGGCUUCCCGUACUUACGGCCUCGUCGAACGCGGACAAGGAACGGAAAGAGCGUGCUGCACGCGAUGCGCAAGAUUAUGCGGACAUGCUGGAAGAGCUUCUUCUGUCGCGAGGGGCGAAGACCGGAUACGAAGGCAAGGAGAAGCCGACGGGAGAGCCUCAGACGCGUAUAUGGCACAACACGGUGUCUAACUUGCCCGAACACCGUCGUCUGGACCCCCAGCUCCGGCAGAUCAGCACGCCUGCUGCAAUGGCUGUGCGAUACGACGAAUUGUAUGAAGCUUGUGCGACGGGAGACAACGACAAGAUCCAGGAGCUGUGUCUUCUUGGAACAGGUAGCAAGACAACUGAGCCUCCACUGCAGAUUGUUGUGCAGUUUGGGACAAACAAUGCCACUCGUACGUCGCGUCCCGUAGCAUGCACGCCGCUUUCCCUAGCGAUUUCCGGUCGUCACUGGGAUACUGCGAAGCUGAUCCUAGCCAUUGCAUCUGCACAACAUGUUGCUCAGCCUAGCAAGGAGACGGCGAGUGAUUUGCUGGGCAGUGCGCCGAGGAUUAGCUUAGAUGACAAUAACGGUGACGAUGACGAGUCAGAUGAAGACGACGAACCAGAGCGUCAAGAAAAGCCCCUCGAUUUUGUUGAGAUUGCCAAGCGAACGUCUGCCGUCCAGUCACAGGCCGGUCCCAAGGAUCUGAUGAAAGCGAUCCUCCACUGGCUCAAGGACGAUGGCACAGUCACUUGCGGCACGGUGUUCACGAGAGCCAUCCAAGACGACGAUUUUGAGGCGUUUAUCCGAAUCGCCGACAUGUGCAACGUUUACCCAGACCUCAUGGAGGACACACUCAUCACUGUCAUCGUGAAUGACCGCCACGAGAUGCUGGACGAGCUCAUUCGUCGGACAGGCACUGGGAUCAAAGUCAGCACCGACGCGGACAAGGCUGAAGGCGACAAGCCCGGCGGGCAGAAGAAGGCGCAGAAAGUAUACCUCGGGCUUACUGUGCACGGUAAGAAGCGCACAGAUUUUGCGCAAAUACCGGGGAAGAGGUCGCGGACGAAGUCGCGGGCGAGGUCGCGCAAACCGGUGAAGCCAGCUCAUAUGCCCCCCCUGUGGCACGCUGCGAGCGCAAAUGCGUGCGGCGUGCUGCGGUAUCUCAAUGGAGACCGCCCACUUGCUGCUUACCGCUACUACGCAUCUACACACAGCGACGAGCGCGCACAGUACCUCCGCCGCACAGCCGAUCUCCCGGCGGUCCUUCCAGAUUGGCUGGGAUGGACUACAAACCCGUUCAAUGAGUCGGCCGUCACGGCAGCUGUGAUUGGCGGCGAGCUCGACGCUGUGCAGACGCUACUCGAGUUGCGCCCAACGCAAAUGACAGAAGCGUUGAAUGCAAAAAUCAUCUUCUCGGGAUUCAACCCUGUCCUUGCUGCUGCAAACUGGGCCGUUACUCCAGAAUUAUUCGACUUCCUGGUCAACAAGGGUAUUCCAGUGACUGAUAUCGACCAUCGAGGAUGGAACAUCUUCCAUCUCCUCGCGGUGCACGCGAGGCAGUCGCAUCUGAAGCUCAUGAAACACGCUAUCAGCACUCUUCCACAGGACGUGGUAGAGAAAAUGUUAAUGCAACAAUCAAGAAACCGUCAGUACACUCCCCUUGCUCUUGCGGUCAAGCGUGAUCUGAUCGACGCCGUCCGCAUACUCGUAGAAGCCAAAGCAUCCCCCUAUCUUCUGCGCGACGUCUACGGCAUGAUCCCGCUUCAUGUAGCCAUCAAAGGAGGGCGUCCCAAGCUCACGCAGCUCCUCAUCGAUGCAGGCCCAGUCGAGGCACUCUACACGGAGGACGGUGUCGGCUCGACGCCGCUCGAGCUCGCAGAGGUCCGCGGGUUGCGCAUCGUUACGCACGAGGGCUUCCCAUUCCGCGUGGCGAUCCCCGGCGCGUGCGACUUCGACGCACACCAGCAGCUGAUGCGCCCGAAUUUCAACCUAGCCAGACAGGAACGCGAGGUCGCCCGGCUGCGCACAAUUGUAGAUGAACUACUCAAAGAGGGCCACCUCACAGCGGGCACGAAGCUCGCCAUAGAGCUGCAGGCGUUUGCAGAUCGCAUGGGCGCGAAGCUCGCGAAGGCGCGGACUGAGGAAGAUGUACAGCAGGAGGUAGAGAACGCUCAGAAUGCGGUGGAGGGCGAGACGAGCCCUGGCAAGCGCACCUCGGAGGUCGAAAACGUGCCAAAUAAUUUAGAGACACUCGAGGUCGUCCGGCGGGCGAUUGUUGCACGCGCAGCAGUGCAUCCACGGCUGCUCGUGCAUGUCCUGGACGUACACAAUUCGGUCAAGAAGAGCCUGGAAGUUUCUGCGAAGCCGACGUGGUAUUAUCAGAUGCAGCAGAACAAGAAUGAGCUGGAGCCGGAGGCGAAGGGCCUGAAGACACAGUUAAAGGAGAACAGCGCCAUGUCGUUCUGGCAGGACCAUAGAGGUGCGCGCAUUGCGCCGUACGCAACGGAGGACGAUAUGCCACAGUAGAGGACUCUUCGUUUUCAUUGUGAAUGUACCAUUGAGGUCUUAUCAAUUGAACAUAAUAUGGCGUUGCGUGCUCAUC
Messenger RNA from Postia placenta MAD-698-R-SB12, 5455 nucleotides. RefSeq lists its product as hypothetical. Gene Ontology annotation, molecular function: protein binding. The coding region runs from base 1 to 5379 and encodes 1792 amino acids. The transcript is spliced from 11 exons. The record is from RefSeq and is a predicted model, not a curated record. NCBI's taxonomy places the organism in Eukaryota, Fungi, Basidiomycota, Agaricomycetes, Polyporales, Adustoporiaceae.